AUGGGGGAUUGGGGGUACAUCAUCUCUAGCAUGCAUCACUUUGCCCUGCAAACUCAUGAAGAUGGAGAAGAAACAUCAAUCAAAUACGAAAAAGGCAGGGCGGAACCGGUAGUAGUAGUAGAGGUUGAGGAUGACGAUGAGUCACCUUUUGCUGAACUUCCUCAAAUAUUUUGCACCAUCUCGACGGCCGCCGUGGCCAGCAUCGCCCAGGACUCCGGCUCGCUCACCACGGCGCACGUUCCCGCCCGCCAGCAGCACGUACCCGGCAACGGCCCCGAGGCUGAUGAGUUUGCCCGCGCGGAUCUGGUCGGAGUCCGCGUCGACGAGCACUGCGUGGUCCGACUCGGAGAUGGCGAGCGCGGGGCGCACUUCGAAGUCUUCCUCGCGUCAUGGCCGCCUCCGCCCCGAGCCCCUGGGCUCCUCCGCCGCGGGGGCGACCGACACAGCCACGGUGGGAGUAACCGCCUGAUGCGGCGGCUCGGAGGCCCCCGCCGCAACGGAUUGGCCGGAGGCAGGCCCUAG
Molecule: messenger RNA, 522 nt
Organism: Miscanthus lutarioriparius
Lineage: Eukaryota; Viridiplantae; Streptophyta; Magnoliopsida; Poales; Poaceae
Source: the annotation of a GenBank genome assembly